Messenger RNA from Lathyrus sativus (Indian pea), 579 nucleotides. The record is from the annotation of a GenBank genome assembly. Lineage: Eukaryota; Viridiplantae; Streptophyta; Magnoliopsida; Fabales; Fabaceae.
AUGGAAAGUAAUUCAAGAGCGUUUCCAACAUGUUUCCGACACUUUCAAACCAAGAAAGGAAAGGAUUUACUAUCUAGUCUCGCUUUAACAGCCUAUAAAUCACUCUACAGAUUGGGGAACAACAGAUACGAAUUGACAGAAAUACACAACAUUCAGCAACACCAGAAAUCCGUUCAAAAACCUAAAAAUCGUAAAAACAAGGAACUUAUCAUUUUGGAAGCUCCGCCGCGAAUAGCCAUCUAUCACUGCGAAACCCUUAUCGCUAUAACCCACAAGCCUCCUUCAAAACCAUCACGCCGGAAACCCUUCCUUUGUCGCUUUGCCCUUGAUCACCCUCAUUUUGCCGUUUCCGAAGCCGCCAUCAACUACCACUUUCGAAAACCUGCAAAAAGACCCAUUUUUAAAACCGUGAGUUUUGAUUUGCUAACAUUUUACUCCAGGUUUUUUUUAUGUAGGAAAAGAAGAGAGAUCGUGGGAGAAAGAAAUAAAAGGGAGAUUCACAACAAAGAAGAAAUAACGGAGGAGGUCGAGGCGAAGAAGACGAAGCGUGAAAAGAGGAGAGAAGCUGAGAAGAAAUAA